Messenger RNA from Hyla sarda, 3277 nucleotides. RefSeq names its product C-terminal binding protein 1 (gene CTBP1). The transcript is spliced from 10 exons. Gene Ontology annotation, molecular function: transcription corepressor activity; NAD binding; oxidoreductase activity, acting on the CH-OH group of donors, NAD or NADP as acceptor. The record is from RefSeq and is a predicted model, not a curated record. Lineage: Eukaryota; Metazoa; Chordata; Amphibia; Anura; Hylidae. Bases 868 to 2190 code for a protein of 440 amino acids.
CAGUGUGUAUGCCUGUGUGUGUGUGUCUUUACUUCUGGGAAAAAUUGAAGUGGCGGCCAUAUGCUUGGGAUUAAUUUUCCAUAUCUCAGUCAUUUUUAGAGAGGCUGGAAACACACCUCAAUGGGAAGUUCUCACUUGCUAAACAAGGGGUUGCCUCUAGGUAAUGCUCUGUGCAUUAAAAGUCAUUUCAUGUGUUAUUUGCCUGUUACUUGUGGAUAGAUUGUUGUUGUGUGACUGCAUGUCCCAUCCCCCUCCUCCCUCUAUCCCUGGCUUCAUUCCUCUCCGGCUUUUGUGUGUCUGUGACUCAAUGGGAGACUGAGUGCAUUUCCCCCCUUUGCAGAAUAAAAGGAUUAUUUCUAUCCCAGCCAUGCUGAUGGAGCGUUAUGUGGUGCACUGACCAGCGGGCCCCAUCCUGUGGCUGCAGCAGCUCUAAAAAGAUUCAUUUUUCUAUUAUUUAUUUUAUUUUUUAAUUUAUUUUGCAACCUGAUUAUUGUUACCGAAAUGUAGAUUUUUAUCUGUCGGCGUCGGAUUCGGUUACGACCCCCAUGCAUAUCAGGCUUUAGAAAGAAAAAAAACUAAAAAACUUGAGUCUGGACAUUCUGUGGAUGGCAGGAAUAAGGAUCUGUAAUGGAUUUCUGACUCAUCUGUACAUCAGAUAGUUUCACUUGUCCUGCGGUGAUUUACCAAGGAGUCCUGGUCUGCCCAGGGAUCUAGGAGCGUAUUUCCGGUCCAAAGGAGGGAUAUUUGUCACUACUCAGACAAGGAGAAAAUAAAAUUUUGGGUGUUUUUUUUUUUUUUUUUUUUUAAUUUUUUGGCUUAAAGUUCGUUGGAAAAGGAAUUGCAUCUAGAGGUUAUUUGGUGCUUAGGAUGCACGCCUGGAACUUUUUCCCCUUGGCGACGGAAAAAUGCAUUCGACCACCAAUAAUGAACGGGCCCAUGCACCCGCGCCCUCUCGUGGCCCUGCUGGAUGGCAGGGAUUGUACAGUUGAAAUGCCAAUCCUCAAAGACGUAGCCACAGUGGCGUUCUGCGACGCACAGUCCACACAGGAAAUCCACGAGAAGGUACUAAAUGAAGCGGUGGGCGCCUUGAUGUAUCACACGAUCACUUUAACGCGAGAGGACUUGGAGAAGUUCAAGGCACUUCGAAUAAUUGUCCGAAUCGGGAGUGGGUUCGAUAACAUUGACGUCAAGUCAGCUGGAGAUCUAGGUAUAGCAGUGUGCAACGUGCCAGCAGCGUCGGUAGAAGAGACAGCGGAUUCUACAAUGUGCCACAUUCUGAACUUGUACAGGCGAACAACGUGGCUACACCAGGCGUUACGAGAAGGCACAAGAGUCCAGAGCGUGGAGCAGAUUAGAGAAGUUGCAUCCGGAGCUGCUCGGAUUAGGGGGGAAACCUUAGGCAUUAUAGGACUGGGACGGGUCGGUCAAGCGGUUGCUCUAAGGGCGAAGACUUUUGGGUUCAAUGUCAUUUUCUACGACCCUUAUCUGUCAGAUGGGAUCGAGCGAGCCCUGGGUCUGCAGAGGGUCAGCACUCUACAGGAUCUUCUAUUUCAUAGUGACUGUGUAACUCUACACUGCAGCUUAAAUGAACACAACCAUCAUCUUAUCAAUGACUUCACCAUCAAACAGAUGAGGCAAGGAGCGUUCCUGGUAAAUACAGCCCGAGGCGGCCUGGUGGACGAAAAGGCGCUAGCACAAGCCCUGAAGGAGGGAAGGAUACGAGGAGCCGCACUAGAUGUCCACGAAUCUGAACCGUUCAGCUUUUCGCAAGGUGCACUGAAAGAUGCCCCAAACCUCAUCUGCACGCCACACGCAGCUUGGUACAGCGAACAGGCUUCCAUAGAGAUGAGGGAAGAGGCAGCCCGGGAGAUCCGCCGAGCCAUUACAGGUCGUAUCCCUGACAGCCUAAAAAACUGUGUUAACAAAGAUCACUUAACGGCAGCGACACAUUGGGCCAGUAUGGAUCCUGGGGUGGUUCAUCAAGAACUAAACGGAGCGGCGUACAGGUAUCCUCCAGGAGUAGUAAGUGUGGCCCCAGCCGGCAUCCCAACCGCAGUGGAAGGAAUCGUCCCCAACGCCAUGCCUUUAUCACACGCCCAUCCUGCCGUGGCCCAUCCGCCUCACGCCCCAUCUCCUGUCCAAACCGUCAAACCAGAAGCUGACAGAGACCAUCCAAGUGACCAAUUGUAGCCAAUGACAAUAGCAGAUGACCAUUCCCAAGCAUAGGAGAUCCGGAAGUCAAGUGAAGACCAUAGAAGAAGCAGCAGAGGCGGCGUUAAAAAAAAAAAAAAAAAGAGAGAAUAAAUAAAAUAAUUCUGGAUUUUGGAUAGAAGCAAAAAUAAUGAACUUUCAAUGCAGAUCUACGUUGUUUUUGGAGAUCGGUCCAAAUAUACAGAAUACGAGAAGAAGAAAGGAAUUGGAAUUUUUUUUUCCUACCCUACCCCCUUCCCAUUAAAAAAAAAAAUUGUAGUUUGUCCCUGUCGAGUGGACUGACCUCAUUGUCCUGUGGCCCUAAGUUAAGCGAGAGAAGCUAGUAGUUAUUAUCAUGAAUGUAUUUGUCUGUGUACAGUUUUUAGAACAUUACAAAAAAAAAGGGGGGGGGUUUAUUUGCAUAAUUGUCGACGGGGGAAAAACAUAAGGGAGGUGUUCAGCAAACCACUUUUGAAAUAUAGAAAAAGCUUAAAAAAAAUAAAAAAAUAAACAUUUCUUUUCUAUGUUAUGACAUGCCCAGUAACUAAGGCGGUUGGCAGACUUCUCAGGACAAUACAUUUUUUUUCCCAUGAUUCUUUUUGGAAAACCACACAGUGCAUUUUUAUUUCUUUUAACUACCUGCUUGUCUUACGUUAUAUAUAUUAUAUAUUUUUUUUUUUUUAUAAUUUAGAAGAAUAUUUGUUUUCUUAUUUCGGAUCCUCCCUCCUCUUCCUCCUCUUAUUUGGCAUGCAAAUCCCUCAUUUCAGAUAAAUACAUGACCAUGAAUUUUUUAUUUUAUUUUAUUUUGUUUGUGAAGAAAUUUAAGAUUUCGCAUCAACGAGCAACGAGCAUAGAGCUUCUUGUCACCAGUUUAAAAAAAAAAAUAAGAAAAAUAUAUAUAUUAUUGGUGGUAUGCGGGAAAUCUAUACUACUGAAAGGUAGUACAUUUCAUUGCCUACAUUGAUUCCUUCCUGGUAAUGUGGUAGGCUAGCAAUAUUUUUUUUUUUUUUUUUUUUGUUAAGAUCAUGUUUGUGCGUGUAACCAUUUGUAUGAAUUAUUUUAAAGGAAUAAAAAAAAAAAAACAGAC